Messenger RNA from Selaginella moellendorffii, 3519 nucleotides. Its product is annotated as pentatricopeptide repeat-containing protein At2g13600-like. Gene Ontology annotation, molecular function: protein binding; RNA binding. Gene Ontology annotation, biological process: RNA modification. Bases 123 to 3491 code for a protein of 1122 amino acids. The transcript has 2 exons. NCBI's taxonomy places the organism in Eukaryota, Viridiplantae, Streptophyta, Lycopodiopsida, Selaginellales, Selaginellaceae. The record is from RefSeq and is a predicted model, not a curated record.
GGAUUCCAGGCUCGUCUACCAGGCGCUUGUGGACGAGGGCGUCAAGCCGAGCAUUGGCGUUCUUCUCGCAGCGAUCAAGGGAAUUCUCGUCUCACCGCUUCGUGGCAAGCGCAUUGGUGGACAUGUAUGCGAAAUGCGGCCGACUGGGGGAUGCCAGGAGGGUGUUCGAGAGCAUGAGCUCUCACGACUUGGUGUCGUGGAAUUGCAUGAUCCAAGGCUAUGCUCAGAGAGGGGAGAUGGAUUUAGCACUGGAACUCUACGAUCGGAUGCAAAGACAGGGCUGCGAUCCAAACCGAGGGACGCUGCUCGCUGCUCUCAAGGCAUCCGUGAGCCUGGCUGAGAGAGAAGAAGAAGAAGUAGAAGAAGAAAGCUCGAAAGUUUCUAGACGAACGAAGCGUGGACAGUGCUUGGAAAGAGGCCGAGAGAUACACUCUCACGCUGUGAAGACUGGCAACGAGCUCGAUCCUUUCGUGGCCAACACUUUGGUGGCCAUGUAUGCAAAGUGUGGAAGCAUGGAAGAGGCUCACGAGAUUUUCGACAAGAUGAGGCAGCGGGACGUGGUGUCCUGGAACUGCUUGGUGAUGGGAUACGCGAAGAACGAGCAAGGCGAGAUGGCUCUGGAACUCUUCUCGCGGAUGGAAGAACAAGGCUGCCAAGCAAACGCUGUGACUUUUCUCGGUGCUCUCAAGGCUUGCGUGAGCUUGGCUGAGAAAGAGCAAGGCACGCUCGUCCAGGGAAGGGUGAUAAAGUGCGAGUGCCUUGAGCGAGGGAGAAGGAUCCACUCCCGAGCUGCAGAAACUUUGGGACCGGAUCUCUUCGUGGCGAAUGCUCUUAUCGAUUUCUACUCGAGGUGUGGAAGCUUAGACGAAGCACGCAGUGUUUUCGAGAUCUUGGACAGGCGCCGAGACGUGGUCUCAUGGAAUUCCAUCAUCCAGGGGUGUGCUCAAUCUGGAGAGGGAGAUCUGGCUCUAAGUUUCUAUCGAGCUAUGAAAGGUGACGGCUUCCAGCCGAACAGGGUGACGGUUCUUGCCGCGUUGAAAGCUUGUGUGAGCUCGGCUGAAAAAGAAGAAGAUGGAGAUCCGGAGAGCAGAGUUUCAUCGGCAAAGUUAGCUCGAAUCCAAAAGCGUUUGGAGCAAGGCCGAGAGAUUCACUUCGAAGCAGCCAAGCUUGGACUGGACUCCGACGUUUUUGUGGCCAGCGCGCUCGUCGACAUGUAUGCCAAGUUCGGGAGCUUGCCGGAAGCUCGCAAAAUUUUUGAGAGUAUGAAGAAGCGGAGCGUAGUUCCCUGGACCGCCAUUAUCAUGGCCUAUGCUCAAAACGGCGAUGGAGAGAUGGCUUUGCGACUCUACUCACGCAUGGAAGACGAAGGCUGUGCUCCAAACCGGGUCACCGUUCUCGCUGCUCUCAAGGCUUGCGUGACUCUGUCGGAGAAAGAGCCCGCCAUGAAAGAGCUCUCGCUGGGAAAAGGAAAAGCUAUACACCGGCAGGCCGUGGAAAUGGGAGUGGACUCGGAGCUCUUCGUCGCCAACGCUCUCAUCGACAUGUACUCGAGGUGUGGCAGCAUGGCGGACGCGUCUCAAGUUUUCCAUGGCAUGAAGGCUCGAGAUAUCGUCUCCUGGAACUCCAUCAUCCAAGGAUUUGCACAGCGGGAAGGAGGAGAUCCAGAGACGGCCUUGAAACUCUACUCGAGAAUGCGGGACGAAGGGAAGUGCUCGUCAAACCAAGUGACAACUCUCGCAGCACUGAGAGCGUGUGUGAUUCUCUCCGAGCGGGAAGACGCACGAAAGCUAGCCGAUGUCGGUGUGAAAGUCAAGAGCUUGGAAAGAGCUCGAGGCAUUCAUGGCGGAGUUCUCGGGAAACCCGAGACUUUGGUGGCCAACACUUUGAUCGACGUUUACUCGAAGUGUGGCAGCAUGAGCGAUGCUCGCCAAGUCUUCGAUGGUAUGGAGGAGAAGCAACGUACCACAGUUUCGUGGACGGCCAUUAUCAUGGGCUACGCGGGGAAUGGCGAUGGCGAAGAAGCUCUGGAGCUGUUCGAGCGUAUGAUGAAGGAAGGGAGCUUUGCUCCGAGUGAAGUAACUCUUCUCGGUGCCUUGAAGGCUUGCUCAAGCCUUGCAGAAAAAGAAGAGGCGAUUUACGUCCAAGGCAAGGCUGUGAAAGCUCGUAGCUUGGAACGGGGAAGAUAUCUUCACUCUCAAGCGAUCAAGCUUUGGAACAGGGACGAAGAGCUCAACGUGUUCUUAGCCAAUGCUUUGAUCGACAUGUAUGCAAAGUGUGGAGAAAUGGUGGAAGCCCAACAAGUCUUUGACGAACUGGACCACCGGAAGAGCGUGGUUUCAUGGAACUCGAUGAUCCAAGGCUAUGCUUACGCUGGAAAUGGUGUUAAGGCUUUGGAACUGUUUGAUCGGAUGGAUGUAUUCCAAAGAGAUGGAGUAACUUAUCUGGCAGCUCUCAAGGCUUGUGCGAGCAUUGGAAGAAAGAGUCUUGGAAAAGGACGAGUCAUACACGAAGAAUUUAUAGGAAUGGACAAUAUCAAUGACAAUAGAAUAGAUGUAUUGCUGGCUAACUCGCUUAUAGACAUGUACGCGAAGUGUGGAAGCCUGGAUGAAUCCUGGAUGGUUUUCGAGAGGAUUCAUCCAAAACAACGAACAAUCUCUUCGUGGAACUCUAUCAUUCUUGCUCAUGCUGAGAGUGGCGAGGAAGAACAGGCUAUGGAGCUCUACUCGCAGAUGAAAGACUUGGAAAACUUCCAGCCGGAUGCGGUAACUUAUUUUGCGGUGCUCAAGGCCUGUGGGAACUUAGCAGCGCUUGAGACUGGCAAGAAGAUCUGCAACGAGAUUCGAGAAGUUCCAGGGAAACUCCAAGAUCAAGUGAUGCUCGCAAACUCUAUCGUCAGUUUCUUCGCGAAAUGUGGAUGCAUGGACGAUGCCGAGCGAGUUUUUCACUCGAUUUCCAGGAAAAACAUUGGCUCCUGGAGUGCUCUCAUCGCCGGAUAUAGCUUCCAUGGUGACACUGAUCGAGUGUUUGAGCUCCUAGAAACGAUGAUCCAGGAAAAAGAUCCUCGCCUCCUACCAAAUGAGAUGAUCUUUCUUUCAGUGCUCAAUGCUUGCAGCCAUGCUGGGCUCGUCGAGAAAGGCUUGGAGCUCUUUGAUGUGAUGCGCUACACGUAUGGGAUCCCAGCAGGGAUCCACCACUACGCUUGCAUGGUGGAUCUUUUAGCUCGAGCAAACAAGCUUGAUGAAGCUUUGGCGAUGGUGGAAGGCAUGCCUGUGGAGGCCGACGCAGUGGUGUGGACGUCGCUGCUGGCUGGAGCCACGAAGUGGAAGAAUGCAAGGAUUGGACGCAUUGCAUUUGAGAAAGGAUUGGAACUAGGUUCUGGCAAAGAUCGUGUAGCAAACUUGAUUCUCAUGUCUAAUCUCUAUGCAAGCCUUGGAAGGUUUGAGGAGGUGAUAAAGAUCCAAGACAUGAAAGAACAAUUACAUAAUUCAUAAAAAUAAAAUUCUAAUUAAAACAUUUUUA